Molecule: messenger RNA, 1535 nt
Organism: Hypoxylon trugodes
Lineage: Eukaryota; Fungi; Ascomycota; Sordariomycetes; Xylariales; Hypoxylaceae
Exons: 2
Coding region: 152-1189 (345 amino acids)
Biological process (GO): retrograde vesicle-mediated transport, Golgi to endoplasmic reticulum
Source: RefSeq, a predicted model, not a curated record
CCUCCGUCAGCUGCUACGUCAAUUAUUCGACCCAGCUUGUCCAGCUGUCCUUCUAUCUUCACAAUAACAACGCAACCUAUCCCGAGCUACAUAAUUGAGCAACAAGCCGGUUUUCUGCGAACAUCAAUUCUACAAUUCGCCUCAGGAAAAGAUGGAAGGCGCUCAAGCUCCCGAAGAUCCAGCAGCGGCAAGGGCCGCGGAACAAGCACGUCUGCGCAAAGAACGCCGUGAAGCUAAGAUUAAAGCUGGAGGAGCUGCACGACUGAAUAAGAUCACUGGCUUAGGAGGCGGCAUACAACGAGAUCCUCAACCUUCAUCCGAGACACCACAAGCAACCACAACAUCCUCCGAUGCCACCACGACAUCUACUCCAGCUGUCGACUCACAUGGCGACCCGGAAGAGGUAGAUAUAUCGCAGCACUACUACGAACCGAACCGCACCCCCCGCCAACAAUCCGCCGACACAUCUAGCGAUAUAUCGCAAGCCCAACUACGUCAAAUGAUGCUCGACCUCAACGCUGGCAACACCCCACCACCCACAGGCGGUCCCGUACCCCCAGGUAUGGAAGGCAUGGAGCAAGAUCCAAUGAUGCAAAUGCUCACGCAAGUGAUGUCCGGCGGCCCAGGCGGACCCGGUGGCAACCCCUUCGCCGGCACACCAAUGGAGAGCCUCCUCGGUGGCCUAGGAAACUUCGGCGGUAACAACACCAGCAACAUCCCCGGCGCAGUCCCAAAUCCCAUGCAACAAGCCCAAGCCGUAGCCACAAACAAAACCGCCAACCUCUGGCGUAUCCUCCACGCCGUCUUCGCCCUUGGGCUCGGCCUCUACGUAGCCCUAUCAACAACCUUCACCGGCUCCCUAACCGAACGCGAACACUCCGCCAUAAACACAACCAAAAACACGAAUGGAAGUGCACAGACAGAAGUCGACAGCAUCGAGAGCGCACGCGCGUAUUUCUUCUACGUAUUCGCAUCCGUCGAAGCCGUUCUCCUAACAACGCGAUUUUUCCUCGAUAAAAAACGGGAUUCGCCCGCUGGGUGGAUGUGGACAGUAACAGGGUUCUUACCUCCCCCUGUUAAGGGGUUUACGCAGCAUGCGUUAAGGUACGGGCAGAUAUUGAGUACUGUGCGGAGCGAUGCGUUGGUUUGUGUGUUUGUGCUGGGUGUCUGUUCGUGGUUCCGGUCGUGAGAGUGGGAAGACUGCUUGGACUAGGUGUUUAAUGAGGUACAUGGUAAUUAUGUGAUGUGAUGGGAGGUUGUUUCUAAUAAAAUCGCAUGUAUUGCGUUUAUGCACCAUCGGGCGUAAUUAUUUCGCAGAAUAGCAUUGUCGAGUUUUCCUCGUGAGUGACGUGAUACCCCAAGAAUUGGGCAGAGCUGAGUCUUCUAUCACGAUAUCUAAUUAUCUGAUGCCUAUCUAUAUUCAGCGUUUUUACCGUAUCUCACGAUAAUGGUGGAAGAUCCAUAGAAGCAUUAUAAUCCCUUAAAGCCAAUGCUGUUUCACUCGUCCUCACAAAUCCUUGUCCUAGUUUUUUCCA